Messenger RNA from Elephantulus edwardii (Cape elephant shrew), 2031 nucleotides. It is a transcript of the gene PRDM8, whose product is annotated as PR domain containing 8. The record is from RefSeq and is a predicted model, not a curated record. Bases 1 to 2031 code for a protein of 676 amino acids. NCBI's taxonomy places the organism in Eukaryota, Metazoa, Chordata, Mammalia, Macroscelidea, Macroscelididae. Gene Ontology annotation, biological process: regulation of DNA-templated transcription. The transcript has 3 exons. Gene Ontology annotation, cellular component: nucleus. Gene Ontology annotation, molecular function: protein binding.
AUGGAGGAUUCUGGCAUCCAGCGAGGCAUCUGGGAUGGAGAUGCCAAGGCUGUGCAACAAUGUCUGACAGAUAUUUUUACCAGCGUUUACACCACCUGCGACAUACCUGAGAAUGCUAUAUUUGGUCCCUGUGUCCUGAGCCACACUUCCCUGUAUGACAGCAUAGCUUUCAUAGCUCUUAAGUCUACGGACAAGAGAACAGUUCCCUAUAUUUUCCGGGUGGACACCUCAGCAGCAAAUGGUUCCUCAGAAGGGCUCAUGUGGCUCCGUUUGGUCCAAUCAGCCAGAGAUAAAGAAGAACAGAAUCUUGAAGCCUAUAUUAAAAAUGGGCAGCUAUUUUACCGCUCCCUCCGCAGGAUUGCCAAAGACGAAGAGUUACUUGUUUGGUAUGGGAAAGAACUGACCGAGUUACUCUUGCUCUGCCCUUCUAGAUCUCACAACAAAAUGAAUGGAUCGCCCCCUUAUACAUGCCUGGAAUGCAGCCAGCGUUUCCAGUUUGAGUUCCCCUACGUGGCGCAUCUGCGCUUCCGCUGCCCCAAGAGACUGCACAGCGCUGAGCUGAGCUCCUCAGACGAGCAAGGUGGCGGCGUGGGAACCAAGGACCACGGGGGCGGUGGCGGCGACAAAGACCACCCGCAGCAGCAACAGGAGGCACCCUUGAGCUCGGGCCCCAAGUUCUGCAAAGCUGGUCCCAUCCACCACUAUCCGGCACCCUCCCCCGAGAGCAGUAACCCGCCGGCGGCCAGUGGUGGCACCGCGAAGCCGUCCACAGACUUCCACAACCUGGCUCGAGAGCUGGAAAACUCCCGGGGAGGCAGCUGCUGCUCUCCAGCCCGGAGCCUCAGCAGCGGCAGCAGCGGCGGCGGCGGCGGCCACCAGGAGGCGGAGCUGAGUCCCGACGGCAACGCCGCGGGCGGCGGCAAAGGGAAGAGGAAGUUCCCAGAGGAGACGGCCGAGGGUGGCAGCGUGGGGUUGCUGGGCGGCCGGGGCCGCUUCGCCGAGAGGCCCCUGCCGGCCUCCAAGGAGGACUUGGUGUGCACGCCGCAGCAAUACCGCGCCUCGGGCAGCUACUUCGGCCUGGAAGAAAACGGGCGCCUCUUCGCGCCGCCCAGCCCCGAGACGGGCGAGGCCAAGCGCAGCGCCUUCGUGGAGGUGAAGAAGGUGGCCCGAGCAGGCGGCCUGCAGGAAGAGGCGGCCGUCGACAGCGGGAGCGGCCCGGUCGAAGACCAGGACGCGGGCGGCGGCGGCGGCGGCAGCUCCUCUUCCACGCCCGCGGCCGCGUCGCCGGUGGGCGGCGAGAAGCUGUUGGCACCGCGGCCCGGGGGCCCGCUGCCCGGCCGGCUGGAGGGUGGCAGCCCGGCGCGGGGCAGCGCCUUCACCUCGUUGCCCCAGCUGGGCAGCGCGGGCUGCAACGGCGGGGGCAGCGGUGCGGCCGGCGGUGCGGCCGGCGGGCAGGGCGCCGCGUCGGAUGAGCGCAAAAGCGCCUUCUCGCAGCCGGCUCGCUCCUUCUCGCAGUUGUCCCCGUUAGUGCUGGGCCAGAAGCUGGGCGCGCUUGAGCCGUGCCACCCCGGCGAAGGCGUGGGUCCCACCCGACUCUACCCGGCCGCCGCCGACCCCAUGGCCGUGAAGCUGCAGGGGGCCGCGGACCUGAACGGCGGCUGCGGGGCUCUGCCGAGCGGCGGCGGCGGCCUGCCCAAGCAGAGUCCCUUCCUCUACGCCACCGCCUUCUGGCCCAAAAGCUCCGCGGCGGCCGCGGGGCCCCUGCAGCUGCAGCUGCCCUCGGCGCUCACGCUGCUGCCGCCGUCCUUCACCUCUCUGUGUCUGCCGGCGCAGAACUGGUGCGCCAAGUGCAACGCCUCUUUUCGCAUGACCUCCGACCUGGUGUAUCACAUGAGGUCCCAUCACAAAAAAGAAUACGCCAUGGAGCCCUUAGUGAAACGGCGGCGGGAGGAGAAACUCAAGUGCCCCAUUUGCAAUGAGUCUUUCAGGGAGCGCCACCACCUCUCCAGGCACAUGACCUCUCAUAAUUGA